Ornithodoros turicata is the source of this 8244-nucleotide messenger RNA. RefSeq lists its product as uncharacterized. Gene Ontology annotation, molecular function: nucleic acid binding. NCBI's taxonomy places the organism in Eukaryota, Metazoa, Arthropoda, Arachnida, Ixodida, Argasidae. The coding region runs from base 6614 to 7663 and encodes 349 amino acids. Gene Ontology annotation, biological process: DNA integration. The transcript is spliced from 2 exons. The record is from RefSeq and is a predicted model, not a curated record.
GUUACAAGGAGCAUGCGCAGUACAGCAACAGGAGCGAUUUGAGAGGAGACACCUACAUCCGCGCUGCUGAAGUACGUAGUUAGUGAUAGGGCGUAUCGGUUUUCCACACGAGCAGGAUUUACGUCGCUCCACACUGCGACAAGGGGUCGAGAGGUAACCAAACGGAUGUAGGACUCUACUACAUGUGAGGUUGCAGUGGACGCUCAAAGUCAGAAGGCAGCGAGCCGGAAUAUCCUGAAAAACCAACUUCUGCCGUCUAGCUCUCGACCAGCAGGCGAUGGAGAACACGCGGUAUGAAGACCCUGCAAGACUGGAGAACCUGCACAACGUGUCAAGUGACGGGUUUGCAAGGAUCGAGGCCCAUGCCCUGGAAGGGGAACAAAGAUGGAAGUGGCUUUUCGUCCCGCUUGUAAUCGUCGUAAUCGGAAUUGCCGGUUCGGCUUGGAUCCCAUAUGGUACACGUAUGAAGGAACUGGGCGAAGCUACUGGCGAACUGGGAUGGACUCGCAGAGAACUAGAAUUUGCUUCUGCCAAACUAGAAGAGACUAGUAGCAAACUACAGCAGCAAGGGAUUGAACUGGAGGAGACACGUAACGAACUCAAGCGCACUAAUGACAAGCUAGAGCGAGCUACUAUUGAACUGAAGGAGACUACUGGUGAACUGCAGCACACACGUAUAGCACUCAAGUUCACCGCUACAGAACUGCAACGGACCCGUGGCGAACUGCAGCGAACUACUGAUAAACUGCGUCAGGCUACUGGAGAUAUGGCGCGGCACGCUGGGAGACAGGAGCAGAAAAGUGACGAACUGCAGCACGAUAUUAGCCUGCUAUCUAAACACAUUAGUAACUUUCCCUAUAUCAUGAUAAUAAGCGUCCUAUUGUGGGCACUAUUCAUGGUCGGGUGUAGAAGGGGGAAAGAUUAGCGAUGCACUGACGCUCUUCAAAUGCUGCUAAUUACGGAAAAUUGAGUUUUCUGUUUCGAAGUGGUCAGUCAACUGAUUCGAAAUUUCACCAAUCGUCAAAGAUGCGAGAAACUUCGCUGAGUUUUACAAAUCGACGCAGUGUCUUUUUUUUUUUUUUCGUUUUGCUUUCUAGAAUACAUUUGUAAUUAUUUGGAAUAAUGUUUUUGAUAAUUGCUUGUUGUUACUUUGUUGCUAUUCCUUCCUUGCCAAAAUAGCACUAUACAGGGUGGUCUACCAACCAUUACAGAAAUUCAUAGUAAAAAACCUUGGCCCCGGAGAGACACGCGGUCAAGGGACUUUUUUCUGCCAAUAACUUUUGCCACAUAUUGGUGACAGUUUUAUUUCAUUUCAAUUUGCGAAAAGUUAAUUUCUUGAACUCCUAAAUUUCCCAAGGCAACCUAACGUUUUCUUUGCGGAAAUGGGUUCCCCGUGGUCAUUUUGCUCAGUGUAGCACAUAAUCCCACUCGUAAUGCAAUGGCAAAUGCCGAAAUGAAUUCGCCGAAAAUACGCGGAAAUGAGCCCUUGGCUCUGCCUCUUUUUUGACGUCUCGUAGUUUGAGCGCAAAGCUGCGAAGAAAGGAGGCUACAUUGACACGCCACACGAGAGGGAAAGGGUUACAAGCCUUACCCACGGAACAAACACGCGCGGCGAGUGCCGGAAUCAGACCUAUCUUAUCACAAAUGAGAUCACCCGAUGAAUUGUAACCCUUUCCCCCCUCGUGUGGCCUGUCAAUGUAACCUCCGUUCUUCGCAGCUUCGCGCUCAAACUGUGAGCCGUCAAAAAAGAGGCGGAGCCAAGGGCUUAUUUCCACGGAUUUUCGGCGAAUUUAUUUCGGAAAUUGCCAUUGCAUUAGGUGUGGGAUUAUGUGCUAUACUGAGUAAAAUGACAACGGGGAACCCAUUUCUGCAAAGAAAACGUGAGGUUCCCUUGGGAGAUUUCGGAGUUCAAUUCAAUUCAAGACGGAAAGAAAUUCUUUCCGUCAAUUGAAAUGGAAUAAAAAUGUUACCAAUAUGUGGCAAAAGUUAUUGGCAGAAAAAAAUCCAUUGACCGCAUGUCUCUCCGGGGCCUACGUUAUUUACUAUGAAUUUCUAUCAUGGUUGGUGGACCACCCCUGUACUCGUAUAUGCUUUGGUGCUCCAUGUUUCAGAAAUACUGUCCGCUUAAUGUAUUCAGACGUGUUUGUGUCUUAUUUUAUUCUCACGUAUAGUGUGUUUUCUAUGGCUCUUUAACUUUGCACGAUAUACGGAAGACCCUUUGACCGGGAAAUCUUCCCUCUGGGCCCUCCAUUGUCUCCUGUGUCCUGGGUGCUCGAUUGGGUGAUUUGAGUCAUGCACUUAAUCUGGUAUUUUUCCAAUAAAAAUGCAUAUAAUUCAGCUCACUUCAAUUCUAAGAUUUCCAAUAACAUCUGGCUUUAUCUGUUAGCCGCCCUAUGGACCGAAAGCAACUACGUGUUACAAAAUAAAAUAAUCAUGCAUUUGACGUGCGUUUAUCACGUGCGGCAGGGUUCUUCCUUUGUAAUAAUAAUAAUAAUAUUAAUAAUAAUAGUGCAUUUCAUUUAGGGUGUAUGUAUACGGCAAUAUAUCUUAAUCGCAAGGCACUUUCUGUGCGCUGCCUUAACCAUGAUAUUAUGUUCUGUUACAAGAUCACACAGAGUAUUGUGGCUAGAUCUCCCCUAUUAGGGCAAUGGCAUUGUGAUUCCCACCAAUGUCAUCGGGCACACCAAUAUUUUGUAUACUUUCCACUGCACACCACUUAACCCCAUCUCACGAAUUCGGCGAGCCACAACUGCCCUCCAUUCGCAUGUCGAUCUCUUUGACUCCCGUACCAGUUCCAUGAGGGUAUUUCGAGGGAAUCCAGUGGACACCACUUGGCACAGUCCAUUUACGUAAAAGUACACAUACAAACGCGCAGUCGUACCAUUCUGUAUUACUUUUUCUUUGUUACUUUUUUCAACAUUGCUGGAAAGCAAUUUUAUUUGGCGCGCCAUAUCUUCUGCUCUUUUGUUUUUAUGUAUGACUUUCAUUCAUGUGUGACUCUGCUUCGUGUGUAUGUCCUACAUGUUUGACUGCUGCAGUGCGGUAGAUGGGUAGCCUGUUGAUACAGUGGGAAGACAUGAUAAGAUGUAUGCAUAGUGGAGACAGACGUAUGCAUCAGCAGCCCGUGGAUCAGUCUACUGCCAGCAGAGAUAGCGUAUCUGAAAGAGCAUGCGAUAGGAACGGUACCUGGUGUGUAGGUGUUACCCUAGCGAAAAUGUUGAUUGAUUGAUUUUAAAAGAAAAAAUGGAGAUGGUAGCGAAAAUGUUGGCAGAGGCCACCAAGAUGUUUGAAUAGAUCAGUUCAUCCGUUGUGCGUGCAGCCAACUGUCCUGUCUUCUUUACUUUGUCCGUGUCCCAUGUGCGCUCUUAUUAUGUCUUCCCAAUGUUUGACUGCAACACUAUGUGCAUGCACAUGUUUUUUUUCUGUAUUUAUCUUCGCGUGCCAACACUAAGGCCCUGUGCAGUUCUUGGGCACGUAAAUAGAUGUUAUUAUUAAAGAUUAUUAUUAUCAUUGUUAUUAUCAUCGAAACAACUGCUCCGAGAGAAGCGCCACUACUGCUCAGCAUAGCGCCACAACACAUAUUGGAUUCUUCGUAUAUUUGUUAUUUCUGUUUCUGACCUGUUUGAUUAUCAGCAAGGGAUAGCACGCGCUCAGAGUGUUCCGUGUAACACCGCCCCCUCUUUUCGAAAUAGAUAAAAGUGGCGAACUUGUGCGAUUGGUAUAAUACAAAGAGCAAGCUGUCACUCUGGCCGACCCGUCGACGGUUCACGGUGUGUGUUGUUGCAUUUGGAUGGCUGGUCAUCAAUCGCUUGUGGAAGAAAGAUAGAACGGGAUAAAAGAUCCAUCGGGAAAGAACAUCCAACGGGAUCGGGUGCCUGAGGGCAAAGAUCCAAAGUAAAAACAGAUCCAAACUUGAAAGAAGAUCCAGGCGAGUAUCACUCUGCUGUUCCAAGAGGGCAUGAUACCGUCAUGCAAUGGAUCCCAGCUCACGUAGGCAUUCCCGGAAAUGAAGCUGCUGAUGCUUUGACUGUAAUGACACACCUGAAAACGAGAAGACCCUUGUAUAUUUCACGGCGUCGCACGCCGAGAGAAUGCUUCGUAAAAUACUUCACGACGUCUGCUUACGUACAUGGUUGGUUGAUGUGGAGCCCAGCUUGCUAGCCAGAGUCGACUCGAAUUUACGCUUCUGCCUUCCGAGUCGCACACCGCGUGCCAUUGAAUCAUUUGUGUACCGCCUUCGACUAGACCUCCCUUUCAGCGGUACCCUGUUGUUCAAGAUGGGGAAGGUAAACUCGCCGAACUGCCUCACGUGUGAUGAGGUGGAGAACACUGAACAUAUAUUAAUCAACUGCUCCAGAUACAGUGUCCAACGUAAUGCCCUUAGAGCUGUGAGGUAUCUGGCAUUCGAGCCCAGCCGUUGACUCAUCUUCACACCGCGCCUUCGCACGGCGAGUUCAAGGCUUUCGCGUCUAAUAUUCCCACCCUAGUUUAUCUUUCCUGGCGGGCUUUGUCAAGAAGCAGUCCGCUCUUGGUACUCGUACAAUAAACAGCUCUCUUAGAGCGGCAGCUCGGCUCGUGCUCUGGUUCCUCUACGGAGUGUAAAGCACAACAUGGUGUCAGAAGUGGGAUCCACGGGUCUAUUCUUCGUAUAGCGUGGAUCUCUACAACUGUGCAAACUCCAAACCCUUAAACGUGAAGUAUGGCAACGCCCGUGACGACGACGUCGUACAAGAUAGCACCUCCAGACUCGUUCUCAUUCAAACGCAACGAGUGGCCGGCAUGGAAGCGAAGGUUUCUUCGAUUUCUGUCACCUUCCGGAUUGCAAGGACAGAAAGAGACCAACUUGGUGGACACGCUCGUCUAUGUGAUAGGACAUCAAGCCGAAGACAUCCUUCAAACGUUCAAGCUCAAAGCCGAGGAAUCAACCAACAUCACAAAGGUACUGAAAAAAAUCGAAGAGUAUUUCGUACCUAGACGAAACAUGAUUUACGAGCGAGCCCUGUUGAACACUCGAGUCCAAAAGGAAGCCGAAUCCGUGGAAGAUUUUGCAACUGCUCUGCACGUCUUAUCGUAAACUUGCGACUGUGGCGAGUUAAAAGAGGAUCUGAUCCGAGACCCUCUGGUAGCAGGAGUUCUCGAUCGCAAGCUGUCAGAGAAGCUGCAGCUGGAUCCGGACCUCAACCUCCACAAAGCAUUGGUCACGGCCCGACAGCAUGAAGCGGUUCGAAAGCAGGAGGCUCACCUUCGACCGUUUCCCGAAAAAGACGGCAACAUCGAUCGCAUUAUUAAACAUUCAGGGGGUAACAGAUCAACCACGAAGAAACACCACCAAAAAUCUUCAGAGAGCUCAGAGAACUCCAGAAGCAAGACGUGCCGUUGGUGCGGCAGGGAUCCACAUCCGAGACAGCAGUGUCCUGCGAAAACUGCCAUCUGCAACAAGUGCAAAAAGAAAGGACAUUUCGCACUCGUGUGCAAAUCCUCCUCAACAGUGCACGCAAUUGAAGCACAGCAGGACGUUGGCUUCGUAGGCAUCGCUGGAGGAGAUGGCGGCGCAAGAUGGGAUAUAUCAGUGCUCCUAACCGAUGGGCCACACCUUUUCAAAAUAGACACGGGAGCAGAUGAAACCGUUAUAUCGUAUGAAACGUUCUGCCAGCACCGUAAGCCAGGCAUCACGCUUACAAAGCCCAAAAGACAGCUACACGGUCCCGACGGCAAACCACUCCAAAUCCAAGGAACGAUCGAUUGUGACCUCGAGGUAAAUGGCAAAAAGGCAAAACAAGUGAUCUACGUGGUGAAGGGACUUAGCAAGUCGUUGCUUGGCAAACCAGCAAAAGAAACGUUUUGUUUGUUCCAACGUGACUUCUACGCCUCGUGUCGAGGGUACCAAGACAGUCCACCUCUGCAAUCCGCGUAAGGACUUCUCUCAGCUCCUCAAAGGACUCGGUAACCUCAAGGGGGAAUGUACUCUUGUUCUCAAACAAGAUGCAAAACCGUAUGCUGUCGUUUCUCCGCGCCGCGUGCCGCUCCCUGUCUUCAAAAAGGCACGGGAAGAAAUAUAACGAAUGCAGAAACGUGGAGUUAUCUCACCAAUAGAUGGAGGCAACAGAAUGGUGUGCUCCAAUGGUGGUGGUCCCGAAACCGUCAGGAAACAUCCGUAUCUGUGUUGAUUUAUCAGAACUCAAUCAACAUGUGCACCACGAAUUGCACCCCGUACGAUCAGUUUAGCAGACACUAGGACAGCUUUCAGGUGCAAAAAUAUUCUCGCGGCUGUAUGCCAACUCUGGCUUUUGGCAAAUUCCUCUUAAUGAGAAUAGCCGACUGCUUACUACAUACAUCACACCGUUCGGGAGAUUUUGCUUCAAUCGCCUCCCAUUCGGCAUCAGUUCGGGGACAGAACACUUCCAGAAGAGAAUGACGAGGAUCUUAGAAGGCCUCGAAGGGGAACUCUGCCACAUGGAUGACGUCCUUAUCUACGGUUGUACAGAAGAGCAACAUUCCCAGCGACUGAGGAAAGUGCUACAACGAUUAGCCGACGCACAACGUACCCUGAAUUCCGAAAAGUGUGUUUUUGGAACUUCCAGCAUCACUUUCCUAGAACAUAGGAUAGACGACAAUGGCAUUCGACCGGAUAAUAGCAUCCUCAAGUCAGUACAGGAGAUGCCACCGCCAUCAAACAAGCGCGAACUCCGACGUGUACUUGGUGAAGGACUGCAACAUGUGCGCGCAACACCGCAUCAACAGGAAAAUGCCGCUAAUGCCUACAUCAUUUCCACAACGUCCGUGGGAAAAGCUAGCAAUGGAUUUGUUUUGCCUAAACGGACAAUGGUGGUUAAUUGUCACCGACUACUACUCGCGCUACCCUGAAAUCGCGCGAUUAUCGAGUCUAUCGGCCGCAACGGUUGUAAACCACUGCAAGUCCAUUUUUGCACGACUUGGCAUACCGAACGAAGUAAUAUCGGAUAACGGACCACAGUUCGCCGGUGCAGAAUCAUCAGAAUUUCGAAAAUUCCCAGAGGAAUUCAAGUUCAAACACACCACUUCCAGCCCGAGAUAUCCCCAAAGCAACGGCAUGGCAGAGGCAGCUGUUAAGAUUAUCAAGGGAUCUAUGAAGAAAACGGGGGAUCCGUACGAAACGCUUCUUUCCUAUCGGUCAACACCGCUCAAGAAUGGCUACAGCCCAGUCGAACUACUGAUGGGUAGACGAUUGCGAACUACACUUCCCGUAGCGGAAGAAAUGCUGCUACCCAAGAAGGUAGACCACGAGGUCGUAAAGAAGUGCGAAGAGCUACUGAAAAAGAGACAGAAACAACAGUUCGAUAGACACUACGGCGUUCGACCUCUCUCUCAUCUUGAUGGGGGUCAAGAUGUAUGGGUCAUCGAUGUACAAAGAAGAGGAUCCGUGAAAGGCUCAGCCUCAACACCACGUUCCUAUCUUGUGGCAACGGAGAGGGGAAAUCUUCGCCGCCAUCGGUCGCAUCUCAUCCUGCUGUCACAGAGUUUACGUGAUGACCACAUGGCCGAAACAACAGACCUCGCAGAUGCACAAAUGCAUGAAAGAAGUAGCACUUGUGAGAAUAUGUCUCACAUGCAUACCAGAAGUGGACUCUGCAUUACGUCAAAGGCUUUUCCUGAGUCAGAGACUUCAAAAGGAAGGGAAAUGUGAGAUAUCUGGCAUUCGAGCCCAGCCGUUGACUCAUCUUUACAUUGCGUCUUCGCACGGCGUGUUCAAGGCUUUCGCGUCUCAUAUUCCCACCCUUGUUUAUCUUUCCUGGCGGGCUUUGCCUAGAAGCAGUCCGCACUUGGUACUCGUACAAUAAACAGCUCUCUUAUAGCGGCAGCUCGGCUCGUGCUCUGGUUCCUCUACGGAGUGUAACGCACAACAAGAGCCGCCUUGGAAAGACUGGACCGCCAUCCUCUAAACUUAGGGAAGCUCCUCGGGGAAUGGCCGAGGGACCUCAGACAGCUGCUUUAAUGACAUUUCUUGUGGACAUUGCAGCGCCUCUAACUGUUUAGACUGACUCUUUUUUUUCUCUCCAAGUGUUUUGGAGUAGCCGGCUCCUGUGUUUUGUAGGAGCCUCCAUCUCUAUAGUUUUCUUUUUAAUUCCAACUCCAUCCACGCGACAACAAUGUCCAUAAGGAAGAAAAUGUACAAAGGAGGAUGUGUGUGCAUGUGUACACCGGCAGAAAAGAAUGACUAUCGUGUCAUACUGUAAGUAUAUAUUAAAGAGUGACUAUUGAAUGUUA